GAAGUUGUAUCUCUCAAUCUGCAGGAAGUUGUAUCUCUCAAUCUGCAGGAAGUUGUAUCUCCCAAUCUACAGGAAGUUGUAUCUCUCAAUCUACAGGAAGUUGUAUCUCUCAAUCUACAGGAAGUUGUAUCUCUCAAUCUACAGGAAGUUGUAUCUCUCGAUCUGCAGGAAGUUGUAUCUCUCAAUCUACAGGAAGUUGUAUCUCUCAAUCUACAGGAAGUUGUAUCUCUCAAUCUACAGGAAGUUGUAUCUCUCAAUCUGCAGGAAGUUGUACCUCUCAAUCUACAGGAAGUUGUAUCUCUCUCUAUCUACAGGAAGUUGUAUCUCUCAUCUAUCUGCAGGAAGUUGUAUCUCUCAAUCUGCAGGAAGUUGUAUCUCUCAAUCUACAGGAAGUUGUAUCUCUCAAUCUACAGGAAGUUGUAUCUCUCAAUCUACAGGAAGUUGUAUCUCUCGAUCUGCAGGAAGUUGUAUCUCUCAAUCUACAGGAACUUGUAUCUCUCAAUCUACAGGAAGUUGUAUCUCUCAAUCUACAGGAAGUUGUAUCUCUCAAUCUGCAGGAAGUUGUAUCUCUCAAUCUACAGGAAGUUGUAGCUCUCAAUCUACAGGAAGUUGUAUCUCUCAAUCUACAGGAAGUUGUAUUUCUCAAUCUGCAGGAUGUUGUAUCUCUCAAUCUACAGGAAGUUGUAUCUCUCAAUAUGCAGGAAGUUGUAUCUCUCAAUCUACAGGAAGUUGUAUCUCUCAAUCUGCAGGAAGUUGUAUCUCUCAAUCUACAGGAAAUUGUAUCUCUCAAUAUGCAGGAAGUUGUAUCUCUCAAUCUGCAGGAAGUUUUAUCUCUCAAUCUGCAGGAA
Molecule: messenger RNA, 848 nt
Organism: Paramuricea clavata
Lineage: Eukaryota; Metazoa; Cnidaria; Anthozoa; Malacalcyonacea; Plexauridae
Source: the annotation of a GenBank genome assembly